AUGCAGCGGGCCAGGGACUGUUUACACCUGAGAUGGACCACAGAACAGCACGUACCAGAGGGAGAAGUCCAAGUCAAACGGAGAAGCACAGCCUCACUGAACAACCAGGAGUGCCACCUGUACCCAAGGCGAUCUCAGCAGCAGCAGCAAGUCCCUGUGGUGGAUUUCCAGGCGGAACUGAGACAGGCAUUCUUAGCUGAGACACCAAGAGGUGGUUAAAGCAGUAUUGGAACACCCAGGUAGCAGAUUCCAAGAGCGAAAAACAA
Messenger RNA from Globicephala melas (long-finned pilot whale), 266 nucleotides. Its product is annotated as SNRPN upstream reading frame protein-like. The record is from RefSeq and is a predicted model, not a curated record. NCBI's taxonomy places the organism in Eukaryota, Metazoa, Chordata, Mammalia, Artiodactyla, Delphinidae. Gene Ontology annotation, cellular component: nuclear speck.